GGUGAGAGGGGUUCACCCAGUAACUUCACUUAGUUCACAGAGGGAGAACAUGUUGGAGAAGAAAGGGACAAGGAAAAAGAGAGGGACAGAGAGAAAGAGAGGGAAAAAACAGAGGAAAAUAGACUUCUCUGAGACAUCUGCGGGAUUACUCUAAUAGUGUGUUUGGGUGUGUGAGUCUGUAUGUGACUUUUCCUGGACAUGGAUACCCCGCUGACCACCCCACUCCUCCUCACCCUCCUCUGCUCCCUCUCCCUCAUUCAUGGGGCCAUGGACUCCUGCUACGAUGACAACGAGGGUGUCCCAAGCCGCUGCAUGCCCAAGUUUGAGAACGCAGCCUUCAACCGCACGGUCAUGGCCUCUAACGUGUGCGGUUCGCCCCCGGAGGACUACUGCAUGCAGACUGGCUCGACGCGGUCCUGCCACCACUGUAGAUUGUCGGACCCGGGCCUCAGCCACAACGCCAGCCUGCUGACGGACUUCCACACGGAUGAUGAACCCACCUGGUGGCAGAGCCAGUCCAUGUUCUACGGAGUCCAGCACCCUAACUCUGUAAACCUCACCCUGCACCUCAGUAAAGCCUUUGAGAUCACCUACGUGCGCCUCAAGUUCUACACCAGUCGACCGGAGAGCUUUGCCAUCUACAAGCGAACAAGUGAGGAUGGACCAUGGAUGCCCUACCAGUACUACAGCGCCUCCUGUACCAAGACCUAUGGGAAGAACGCCAAGGGAUACAUUCGCCCGGGGGACGAUGAGAGGAUGGCAGUCUGCACCGAUGAGUUCAGUGACAUCUCCCCUCUAACCGGGGGCAAUGUGGCCUUCUCUACCCUGGAGGGGCGACCCAGUGCAUACAACUUUGACCAGAGCGCCGUGCUACAGGUUGUGCAACUGUGACCGUAGGGGCAGUGUGGGCGUCUGCUCUGUGCUGGAUGGUGGCUGUCACUGCAGGGCUAACGUGGAGGGACACGCGUGUGACAGGUGUAAACCAGGCUCCUUCAACCUGCAAGAGAACAAUCCAGAUGGCUGUACGCCCUGUUUCUGCUUUAGACACUCAUUGGCCUGCAGAUCGUCCAAUCACCAUGCAGCUGUCAACAUCACAUCGGACUUCCAUGAAGACACAGAUGGCUGGUCAGGACAGUUCUCCGGGGGACAGGAGUAUCCUCUGCUGUGGAAGGAAGGGGAGGUCUACUUGCUACCACUCAGUGAGGAUGAUCUCGGCUUCUACAGAGCUCCAGAGAGGUUCCUGGGAAACCAUCUCCUGAGCUACGGCCAGCUCCUUUCCCUGACCUUCACGGCCGAGGCCCAGUACCUCCUCCCUCACAGUGUCACAGUGCUCCUGGAAGGAUCGGGAACCACCCUGUCAGCUGACCUUUCACCCCAACAUGGACCUGUCCACCAGCCGGGCCUCGCUCCCGAGCACACCUUCACUCUCAGACUUCACAAGGAGGAGACGAGGCUGAGGCCUUCUAUGUCUGCCUUCCAGUUCCACCAUCUUCUCUUCAACCUCACUGCUAUACAGAUCAGCAACGCAGGAGGACACAACUACACGUCCCAACUCUCAGGGGUAACCCUGGCUUCCGCUGCCCCCUUCUCCAGUCCUGUUACCCCCUCUACCCCCCCUGUUCCCUGGGUAGAGGUGUGUACAUGCCCUCCUGGAUUUGGGGGUCAGUACUGUGAGCUCUGUGCCCCAGGAUUCAGCAGAGAGGUCCCUAACGGAGGACCCCUGUCUCCCUGUGUGCCCUGCACCUGCCACCAGCAUGGACCCUGCCACCCUGAGAGAGGUGUGUGUGUGUGUAUUGACUUCACCACAGGACCAACCUGCGAGCGUUGUCUGGACGGUUACUAUGGUAACGCGUUGAUUGGCACGCCCAAUGACUGCAGACCUUGCCCCUGCCCGGACCGUACCAACUGUGCUCAAAUGACAGAGACGGGGGAGGUGGUCUGUACCAACUGCCCUUCAGGACAGAGGGGCAUCAGAUGUGAGAUGUGCGAGGACAGUUUCCACGGCGACCCCCUGGGCCGGUCAGGGCCGGUUCAACCGUGUGAGAAGUGCGACUGUAACGAUAAUGUGGACCCCAACGCGCUGGGCGUGUGUGAUCACAUGACGGGCCGUUGCCUGAAGUGCCUUAGACACACCGAGGGAGAACAUUGCCAACGCUGCCGACAAGGUUACUAUGGGGACGCCCUGGACCGCACCUUGGCCCAGAAGUGCAAACGCUGCGGCUGCAGUCCUGCAGGGACUUCUGGGUCGUUGGAGGACUGUGACCCCCAGACAGGAAGUUGUCUGUGCCUUAGUCAUGUGACCGGGCGAGACUGUGGUCAGUGUGAGGUGGGCUUCUUCAACCUGCAGUCUGGAGUAGGCUGUGAGAGGUGCACCUGUAACCCCAUUGGCUCAUCUUCCAUGGCUUGCCACCAAAUCACAGGCCAGUGUGUGUGUCGGCUGGGAGUGGAGGGGCGGCUGUGCAGCACAUGUCGUAUGGGCUUCUUUGGUUUCUCCUCACGGGGCUGCAGAGCCUGUAAUUGCGACCCAAUGGGUUCCAGCUCCAUGCAGUGCCACACCAACGGCACCUGUUCCUGCCGCCAGGGCUUCGUGGGGUACAAGUGUGAUCAAUGUGAGCUCAACUACUUCCACAACAGAGCCACACACCAGUGUGAGGAGUGCCCCGUCUGCUAUGGGCUAGUCAAGGAGCAGGCAGGGAGGCUGAAGGCUCGGUUGCAGGAUUUGGAGAAUCUCCUAGAACGCUUCGACUGCCGGAGUGGCUACGGACACCACCAUCAUGUGCGCGAGUAUCACAUGCGACAGCUUCACGAGCGACAGCAUCACGAGCGUGGGCAUCAGGGGGAGGACAGCCUGCCCAAUGCGCUGGAGGACUUCCUGGCUAUCCAAGAGGCAAAGGAAGCCUUGGUUAAACAGUUUGCUCUCAUGGAGACGUCUACACACACUCUCUCAGCCCAGCUGCACCAUGUUACCCCAGCUAUGCACUGUAGUACCAGCAUGGAGGAAGAGCAGGAGGAUGAGAAAAAGGAGGAGGGGAAUGAGAACAGGCGGAGAACAUUGUGUAGUACCCUUGCUGACGCUGUAUCAGUGGUCAGAAGUGCACAGACACAGCUGAAGCAGGCAACACUGGACCUGGACAACAUGGUCAUUCCUUUCGAGGUGCCACCGGUGCCCAACCGAUGGAACUCAGCGGUGAACCAAUCAGAGGUCCUUAUGAAAAGCCACACAGAGAUGUCUGGUCGUAUAGAGUCUAUAGCUACCAAGGCGUUCAUGGCCUCCAACCAGACCUACUCUCUACUGAUGGACCUACUGGAGGACAACUUUACAAAAGAAUACAUCAGCAACCUCACAGAGCAACUGGCAGACAUGCAGCAGAUAAAGGAGAAUCUGACUGCCCAAGUGAAUAGGACUCUAGCCAAUAAACUGUCUCUGGAGGAGGAGUCUGCUGAUGUCUUGGUUGCCCUAGGUAACCUCACCUCCUCCCUAUUGGAGCUGUCCCAGAGGAGGCCCAAAUCCACAUCAGGAACCAACCAAUCAGAUCUCAGACCAACACAGGGUUACAACCAAUCAGACCCCAGCCUCGCACCGGCUGCCAAUCAAUCAGAGGAUGUUGAGCUAAUUAACAGGACAGCUGAGCUGGCGUUUAAUGUCCAGUCUAAAGAGGAGCUGGUCAAUAAGAUCAGAGAGGAGAUGGAGCCUCGCAUACAGACCGCUCACAACAACAUGGCUGCUGUAAAGGAUAUAUACAAGCUGACAGCUCAUGCCCAUGGGUCAAAGGUCCUGGCCCUGUCAUCGGUGGUGACAGGGAAAGAAAUGGAGUCAGAGGCCAUCGCUCUGCGGAGAGAACUGGAAGACAUGCAGAGAGAGUGGCCUCGAAGGCAGGCCCAGACCAAGGCUGCUCUGAAGAAGGAGACGCUGCUGAGGGAGAAGGUUCUGGAAGACAUCAAUAAGAAGGUGAACCAGACAGAGAGAGUCCUGAGGCCUGCCCUGGAUAACGCUACCCUCUCCAAUGCUACCGCAGAACAGGCAGAACACACUGCACACGCCCUGUCUAAAGAGGCCAGGGCCACCCUGACCAAGGCCAAGCACGUGAGGACAGCGUCUGCCCAGCUCAUCUCCUCUGUGGACACAGCCCUGCAGCAGCUGGCUGAGCUGGAGAACCACACUGCCCAGGCACGAGCUCAACUCAACGUAGAGCCUGUAGAGUCUCUGACCAGUGUGAAGGGGGACAUCCAGGCAGCUAAGUUUCAGCUGGAGGCCUAUUCACUCACACUCAUCCAGCUCAUCAGUAACAUGGAUGGGAGCAUGGUGCUGGAGCAGUUUGACCGUAUCCUGAGCGAGACGGCGGUGCGGUUGGGUGUUCUGCGUGGCAGCGUGGAGAGCCCUGCCCUGAACGGGAAGAUCCAGACCCUAUGGUCAGCUGGCCAGGACCAGAAGAGCCAACUGACCCACCUGGAACAGGACCUGCAGGAGAUAAGACAGGAGCGAGAUAGUUUGAAGGACAUUGCCCUGCACCUGCCCCAGACCUGCCCCUAGGCCUUGGGGAUAGAGGGACACUAGGACGGGGCUCCAGGAGGACACUAAAGUCAUAUUGCAUUCAUUCUACUCCCUCCCUGCAGUGCACACACUCGUUCACUCAACCUCAAUGAUUUAAAAGAGGUUCUACCAUGUUUCUUACAGCAGGAAAAUUGAAUUAGACAUAAGAAUGCUGAGAGGACUCUAGAAGUUCAGAUGGUAGGUAGGACUCAGAUAUUUGAAUGCUUUAGGGUAGAUGUAGUCUGUCCCAAAUGGCACCCUAUAGUGCAUGACUUUUGACAGUGCCUGUAGAGCUUUGGUCAGAAGUAGUGCACUAUGUAGGGAAUGUGGUUCCAUUUGGGACACAUACAUAGAAGUGUAGGUGGCAUCCUUCUCAGUUUGUGGGUGUUACUGGACAAUACUGUGGUUGUACAUCCCCAUCUACUGCAGUGCACAGUCACAGUUUUACCACUAAGUCUCUAUACUUUUCAAACUCUCCACUAUACUUUUCUGACCUGCCUGAUACCACUUCAGUACUACUAUCCAGGCAUAGGCAGUUUUCCUUGCCCUCUUUGAACUUCUACCAUCAUGCUUUCCUUUAGUUCUACCCCUCACUCCUUUUUGGCUUUACUUAUCUUUCUGUAGCUCACCCCGCUCCCGACUCCACAUUACCCCUGCCCUGUCUCCAUAGCAAUGAUCUCUUAUUUCAUUUCCCCCUGUAAUGUUUCCAACAACAUCUGCAGUGUAAUUAAUCAGUGAAUAAUAAGUCAGCUAUAGCUGCCUGUUCAACAGCCUAGUGUGUCCUGUCAAGUUUAAAAUAAUGCUGAUUUUCCACUUUGGAGGUAGGUGUGUCUGAACCGCGGCGCUUUUCCAAUGGGAAACCUUCAUUUACACUUGAGCAAUUUUCAUCAGCCUUCCAUAAUUAACAAUUAGUCAUUUUGCCCUCCAUAGGGUUCAACUGCGCACACAGUCAUUCAGUUUGGGAUUCUGCAUGUGCCUCUCGCUUUCCCUCAGUCUCCUUUCUCUCUGAGCAAAUGAUCUGUCUGUCAAAUGGAAAAGGAUAAAAACAACCAACCUGUUGGCUUUCUCCAUGUGGGUAACAAUGGCUGGAAUACCUACUGAAUUAUUGACGGUAUAGAAAUCUGUCGCUAGAAAUGGGUCCUUUCUAUUUCAGAUGGAACUUUGUCAGACUACAAAUAAGAUAUGAGUGGUUUUAGAUGAUAGCCCGGUAAACAAAGUAGAAAACAAGGCCUGAAAAUGUAAUGUUGAUGGUGUUGUUGAUUACUAUUGGAGAAACUAGCGCAGCUAUUGACAAAGCCAUAAAUAAGACUAUAAAGCACACUAAAUAUAUACUGGAUCAAAUACUGAUGAUGAAAAGCAAUGAUAGAAGUGCCUAAUAUCAAUACACAUUGUACUACAUUCAUAACUUCAGUCUUCUGGACUAUAUUUCUGUUAAAUGCUGGAUCCUUUGAUAUUAAACUGACAAACAUCCCUGCAGUUCUUUAAUUUACCAUAUGGUGGUGACCAAGAUUCACUAGCGUUCCUUACAAACCAGAGAGCAUCACUUGCUGUGAGUUAGUUGACCCACUGGGGUGGAAUCAUACAGGACUCUGGGACCUCUGCACUACUUUAUAUAUCUGUACUGCACAAAGCCCAAACCCCCACACUACUUUAUACUGUAUAUCUGUACUGUAUAUCACACAUUCUUCAUACUAACACUCACAGGAUUGUGACAGCUUCUGAUUGCUCAGACCAAACAGAGAUUCAGGUCUGUUCAUCACUUUCUGAAGGGAAAACACUGGCCAGCCUAGCGUUGAACUAUAUGAGGCCCUUCCGGGAAAAUCUUUAAGGUAUGUCCUGUACAUACGUGGAUGCUAACACAGGUACUCCAAUUUGGAUCUUUGACCAAUCCCAUCAGCUCUUUUUUGAAAACAAAUUGGGUGGCUAGAGUGACAUAAUAGUUUAUAAGGGGGUUAGGUAGCGAUUUAAAGGUUUUACAGACAUAUGUGGUUUGUAUUCAUAAAUCAUUAGUUACCUGUUAUAACUCAAUGGUUCAAAUGGUUUCAUUGUGAUUCUAGUGCUUACGAAGCGAUGAGUAGGACUAUAUGACUGCAUGGGUUUAUACAUUUAAUAGAACGUCAAUCAUGACGUUUUGGGUACACAAGUCAUAUGAUGACUGUGGUCGCGUUCCCCUGCUCAGACCUUGUAUGCAUCAACCAAUGGUUGCUUGCCACCUCAUCGACUGUGCAGUCGGGCAUCAGAUUGCUAUAACAUAUUAGCUGAUGCUUAAAAUGCCUAUCCAGGAUCUGUCAGGCGUCAGCAACGCCUGGGCAGAGAAACGCGCACAAAUUUACACAAAGGCUGCGUUUACACAGGCAGCCUAAUUCUGAUAUUUUUCCACUAAUUGGUCUUCUGACCAAUCAGAUCAACUCUUUUGCCAAUAAUUGGGGAAAAGAUCAGGAUUGGGCUGCAACACAGCCAGAGUGAUGUGACAACCCGCUAUCUGUGAACGUGAACGAUUUAAGGCAACAGCCCAGUUAGCCCCGAGGUAGCCUGGCAUAUUGGUCACUUAUUGGUCUUCUGACCAAUCAGAUCUGCUCUUUUGCCAAUAAUUGGUCAGAAUUGGGCUGCCUGUUUAAUUUAACACAGCCUAAAUUCUUGUUGAAGAAUCAGGUUUGUUUAGGUAAGAUACCUAAAGGGUUGAGGGUGAGACUAUGGCCUACUAAUGCUGACUUUACUGUAAGCUACUUUAAUGAGGGAAAAUGUACUUGCUAAGACUGUCAUAUGUCACACCCAGCUAUCGAAAUUGUAAGGAUAUAAGAACAUCUUCUAAAUGACUAAAAUGUAAUAUAUAUGUCACAAACCUAGAUAUAAUAAUGUACACACUGAUUAAAUGGUCACAGGAGUCAGACUAACAGUUUUCUUUCUUCUCCAGAUUGUCACAGAGUUCCUGCAUGACUACACAAAACAACACAUUCAAGUCUGUCAGACAGUCACUGCUUGAGGGUCGCCAGUGUAGUCACUCUACCACACCAAACAUUUAAUUAAAAUGCUAGAGUCUAACGAUCUGAGAGCCCCUGGCAUAUAUCUAGGGAGACACAGGGGGUUUUAGAUAAUGCUGAUCUUAAUGACCUCCACACAGUCGAUGGACACUAUAAUGUGGGUACUCUGAGUCCUGACAACCAUCUAUGCAGAAAAUUCGCUUCCCAAAUGAAAUCAAAUAAAUUGUUGAAAAAUGUAUGAAAAUGAUGACCUUUACAAUUCAAGCUACAAUAUGGAAUUGUUUUUUCAGAAAAACAGCAGUCCCACCACUUCAGUUAGAUAUGUUUUUCAGUAUCACUAGGGAAAUGUAGCCUUACUAAUUUCAUAGACAGAGCUCUAGAUGCAAGGACUGCCAGACAAUCCCUGAUGGACUUGAACAUUUAUUUUACCUUUUUUUAACUAGGCAAGUCAGUUAAGAACACAUUCUUAUUUGCAAUGACAGCCUAGGAACAGUGAGUUAACUGCCUUGUUCAGGGGUAGAAUGACUGAUUUUUACCUUUUCACCUCAGGGAAUUGAUUUUGCAACCUUUUGGUUACUAGUCCAAUUCUCUAACCACUAGGCUACCUGCCACCCCAAAGUUAGGCCAGGACUCAAACUGAUCAAUGGUAGAUCCGCAUUACAACACGUUUGACAUUGACAUUUAUUUUGGUAUACAGCUGAUGGAUGGGGCAAGUGAAAUGUAACUCUUCAUAAAUUCAUAGACAGCGCUCUAGAUGGACUGACAGUCCAUGACAUCUUGUCUUGUCAUGAUAGUUAUACUAGAAGCUAUACUGUAGGCUACAUUGUUUACAUUCCUGUUGUUUGUAAACAAUAAUCAAAUGUAUUCAUUAAAGCAAAGGUAAGCACAUGAAGUAUCUAUUUGUUAUAUUGUUCAAGAAUCAAGGAAUAAAUAUCAAGAAUGGAAAUUGUA
This is a messenger RNA of Salvelinus fontinalis (brook trout), 8463 nucleotides long. RefSeq names its product laminin subunit gamma-3-like. Lineage: Eukaryota; Metazoa; Chordata; Actinopteri; Salmoniformes; Salmonidae. The record is from RefSeq and is a predicted model, not a curated record.